This is a messenger RNA of Lachancea lanzarotensis, 2592 nucleotides long. Its product is annotated as LALA0S02e05402g1_1. The transcript has a single exon. The coding region runs from base 1 to 2592 and encodes 863 amino acids. Gene Ontology annotation, molecular function: DNA-binding transcription factor activity, RNA polymerase II-specific; zinc ion binding; DNA binding. The record is from RefSeq and is a predicted model, not a curated record. NCBI's taxonomy places the organism in Eukaryota, Fungi, Ascomycota, Saccharomycetes, Saccharomycetales, Saccharomycetaceae. Gene Ontology annotation, biological process: regulation of DNA-templated transcription; DNA-templated transcription.
AUGGUUAACGAGAAAACAGGGUUCAGAUCCCGUAAAAGAAGAACUACACGGGCGUGUGAGGUUUGUCAUGCUAGAAAAGUGAGAUGCGAUGCGCAUGUGCGAAUGCCAUGCACUUCGUGCCAGACGUUUGGACUCGUGUGCAGACUAAGGGUCGUGAAAAGGUCCCGUCACAAUCACAACCAGGACAAUGUCCAACAGGACCAGCUGGACGAAAAAGACAAAGUGGCAGUCGCUACUGGCUCUCAACGUCAACUCCCACCGGAUGACCAUCAACCCCAUCGUCGACCGGAAGACGAACAAAGCGUCAAAGAAGCAGUUUCCAAUGGGAUGCCCUACGGCGACGAUUACUUACGCAAAAGAGGCGUGGAACCCGGCUUUUUCGUGGAUGCAGAACGUAGAGACCGCGAUCGCGUGCAUGUGUAUUUCGGAUCCUCCAGCUUCCUCAGUCUGUUAACAGGCUCUUCUUUCCCGGACGAAUCGCAUUUCGUGUCUGCACAAAAACUCCGGCAAACCUUGCCACGCGAAGGCGAGGGAAACCCGCGUGUCGCCAACAUGGAGAUGCUACGAAUCUCUGGAGCGUUUUUACUUCCCUCUAAGACCAUUUGCGAUGAGUUGGUCAACCUUUAUUUUGUUUGGAUUCAUCCACUCAUGCCCUUAAUGGACCAAACCGGGUUUCUCAAAGAAUACGAGUCCAAUACUUGCUCGAUUUUCCUGUUACAAGCCGUAUUAUGUGUCGCUGUCAAGCUAUCCAACAACCCACAGCUCAUGGAUAAAGAUGGGUCCACAGACUUGGCAUCCAACAUUUUCUACGAGCGUGCCAAGUCGCUCUACGAUGGUAGAUACGAGGAGAAUGAAAUCGCUUUACUCCAAGGUAUGAUCUUACUCAGCAAGCAGGCAUUCCACGAAAAAAAUCUCAUUCAUUCGCCUUUGUACUUUAUGAAGAGCGCAGCAACGAUUGCUUUUACACACGGACUUCAUCGAUCCACAGAUUUCCAUCCUACAUUGACCAACAAUGAAAAAAAGACUCGCAAACUUAUCUUUUGGGUCCUCUACACACUGGACACAUUUGCCUCUAUUUCUAUCGGUCGCCCCCAGGCUAUCAAUCUCGAAGACUGCGAUAUCCCAGUUUUGACGCAUGACGAUUUUGUAUUCGACGAACAGGACCCACGGCAUCUCCAACCUUUGGACUAUCGAGACUGUGUCAUUUGCACCGUUCAAAUCGCAGAAAUCAUGUCCAGAAUCUCACGAGAACUCAAUACACCUAUAGCAACUCACAGGGACAAAAGAAGUCUCAUCAGGCAUUUUGAUAUUAUUCUUCAACGCUGGCGCAAAAACUUACCGACAACUUUGAGCUACAGCUCCAACGCCGAAAUAUUCACCAAACAUUCUUUGCCCAAAGCCUUUGUCAAUGCCUUUUAUUACAAGACGUUGUGUCUUUUGCAUAAAUCCAAUAUCCACGACAUGGAAGCGGCCAGUGACGAACAAUACGUCUCGGCAGGUAUUGCCUUCCAAGCCGCACAUUCUCUAAGCUUGAUAGGCCAAAUUCUUUUGGAUCGCAACGAAACCGGUUACUUAUACGUGGGCCAUGCAUAUUGUUUCUUUGAAGCCAUGAUCAUCUUCGUGCAUCAUAUGCACGACCCGGAUUCGAUCUUUAGAGAAAUCGCUCUUAAAUGCUACCAUGUACUCGAAAGAGUUCUUUUCACACUUGGGAAACAAUGGAAUACAUGUACUCUUCUGGGUCAAGUGCUUUUCGCUUUUGGCCAAAACCCAGAAUACAUUCGCGCUGUCAUUGCACGAUUUAAAGCCAAGAUAAAAAGUCAGAAAAAUACCUGCAUACCCAUAGAGGUUCCAAGCCCAGCCCGCAGCCUCGAUUUAGAACUUCAAAAGCUUUCUCCUGCAAACGCUACCCAUUGGAAUAGUCCACCUUUACAGCAGCCCGGUGGGAUCAAAGAUUACAAUCAACCUUUCGGCGUAUAUUCACCAUUCCCGUCAGGUCCACCUCGCCCGCAGGUGCAACCAGUUUAUCAUGAUCCUGCUAUGAAUCUUGCUCCAUAUACCGGCUCCAAUGCGUUUUCUUCCUACAUGCCAGUUACCUCGACAGCACCGCCAUCUAUUCCAUUACCAGCGCCGCCGCGCGACUUCAAUUUCACAACUACAAACGUAUCGUAUGGGGUUCCACCCACACAAGGAUUUGAUCCACAUCAUUUGUUCCCGGACGUGUCUCAACCUUUGCCGGCUGAUUUCCAUUUUGACAGCUAUGCAGAGAAUCCUCACGGACCUGUUACCGAAAACAAGUCUAGUAAUGAAGCCAAUACGCCGCAAUCAAGUCUGGUAGGUGAUUUUUCGGAUGGAAACGCGUUUGGCUCUGGGGGCCAGGAUACACCAAUGGGACGAAGGGGAUCAUCCGAGAAAAGAGCAAAAACGCCUAUUGAGAAAACUUCCAUUCCUCUUCCACCAGGAUUUUGGGACAGCGUACAAGUGAAUUUUAACUUUUUCAAGACUCCACAUGAGAGCACUCAACCUUGGCCAGUUCAAUCUCGAAAUGAAGCUGCAAACCUUAGCCUCUCAUUGAGUGAUGCCGAGAAUGUUUAG